Messenger RNA from Eurytemora carolleeae, 1034 nucleotides. Its product is annotated as dnaJ homolog subfamily A member 3, mitochondrial. Gene Ontology annotation, cellular component: mitochondrion. Bases 20 to 961 code for a protein of 313 amino acids. The record is from RefSeq and is a predicted model, not a curated record. The transcript is spliced from 11 exons. Lineage: Eukaryota; Metazoa; Arthropoda; Copepoda; Calanoida; Temoridae. Gene Ontology annotation, biological process: negative regulation of apoptotic process; mitochondrion organization; protein folding.
AGAAAAAUAAUGAAUUAAAAUGCUUGGCUGUUUGCAGAAUGGUUUAAAGGUAGCCUGUAGGACAGGACAAAUAAAUACCAGGUUUAUCCAGACAAGUCAGAGCUUCCUUAAAGAUUACUACAAAAUAUUAGGAGUUCCUAAGAAUGCUAGUCAAAAGGAUAUAAAGAAAGCUUACUAUCAACUUGCCAAGAAAUAUCAUCCUGACACAAACCAGGACGAACCAACUGCCCAGAAGAAAUUUCAGGAGGUGUCUGAAGCCUAUGAGGUUCUAGGAGAUGAUGCUAAGAGAGCUGAGUUUGAUCAGUUUGGAUCUGGAGCCGCAAAUAAUCCAUUUGGCCAGAACCAGCGGCAGAGUUAUUCUAACCGUGGUCCGCAGUGGUCCUACCAGAGCAAUGUGGACCCAGAGGAACUUUUCAAGCAAAUUUUUGGCGAGUUUUCGAGGGGAUUUGGAGGACGCGGUUCCAGUUCAGGGUUUUCAAAUCCUUUUGAUGAUAUUUUUAACUUUCAAUUCCAGGGGGGACAGCAGGCUCAAACUACUAUAUCCUUUACUGAGUCUGCCAAAGGAGUAACAAAAGAAGUCGAUGUCCUACAAAUGACUGGAAAUUUAAGAAAUCCAAGUUUGAAUAAAAGUCGUAUAAAAGUUCCAAUUCCAGCUGGAAUAUCUGAUGGUCAAACUCUUCGUCUUUCGUUAGGAAACCAGGAGGUGUUUGUAACUGUCCGAGUUCAACCCUCAGAUUAUUACAGGCGUGAAGGUUAUGAUAUCCACACAGAUGCAAAUAUAUCCAUAUCCCAAGCUAUCCUUGGUGGCAUAAUCCGGAUACAAGGUCUAUAUGAAGAUUUAAAUAUCCGGAUACCGCCGGGAACAGACUCGCACACUGAGUUGACCCUUUCCGGUCGCGGGCUCAAACAUAUGGAGGCUUAUAACACGUACGGAGAUCAUAUAGGUAGGUACUCUUGUUGAUCGUCAAGGAGAUCAUAUAGGUAGGUACUCUUGUUGAUCGUCAAGGAGAUCAUAUAGGUAGGUACUCUUGUUG